Messenger RNA from Cryptomeria japonica (Japanese cedar), 1094 nucleotides. RefSeq names its product haloacid dehalogenase-like hydrolase domain-containing protein At2g33255. Lineage: Eukaryota; Viridiplantae; Streptophyta; Pinopsida; Cupressales; Cupressaceae. The transcript has 6 exons. The record is from RefSeq and is a predicted model, not a curated record. The coding region runs from base 132 to 917 and encodes 261 amino acids.
UUUUUGAUUUUCCCACUAUUUUGAAAGGAAUGGGUACGCUCGUAUAACCUGAUGGAUGGAAUCUAAAACUGAAAGGCUGUGAAGGGACAAAGUCAUUAAGCGUCAAUGCAAGUCUUCCGAACAGAUUUCCAAUGCUUUUGGCAACUAGGUUAUUGUGCAAGCCGGUAAUGGCCACAUCGUUGAAUUCUGCUAGUGUAAAGCCAAGCGGAAGCGGAUCAAUGGAGGCGUUAAAGCCAAAAUUAAAAGGAGUAGUGUUCGACAUGGAUGGGACCCUGACCGUUCCAGUUAUCGACUUCGCUCUCAUGAAACGCAAGGUUCUCGGCGACGAUCACCACUACUUUAAAUCUGGAAGUACCUCUCGUAUCGAUAUUCUUCACGAAAUCGAGCAAUGGAGUCCUGAGAGGCAGCAGAAAGCUUAUUCUAUUAUUACUGACAUGGAGCGUGAGGCUCAUGAGCGCUUACAGAUUAUGCCUGGAGCGCUGGAACUCUGUGAGUGGCUUGAUUCUAGACAAAUAAGGAGGGGUUUGAUAACACGCAAUAUCAAAGCAUCGGUUGAUUUGUUUCAUUCUCGAUUUGGGAUGAAAGAAUUCAGUCCUGCUUUGAGCAGGGAAUUUCGUCCUUAUAAACCAAAUCCUGCUCCGCUGCUUCACAUCUGUACAACAUGGGCAGUUUCACCAAGUGAAGUAAUGAUGGUUGGUGACAGUGUUAAUGAUGAUAUUGCUUGUGGCAAGGGUGCUGGUGCAAUUACUUGCCUCCUUGAUGAAUCUGGGAAAUACACCAGUACUGAUGCAUCUAGCAAUGUGCAACCGGAUUUCAAGGUAGAAGGCAUCGACUCCACCUGGUUUCAUAGGUCUGAGUGUGCCUACAUAAUUCCAAUGGUGGUUGUGGGAGAUAGCAUUUUGGAUGGACUAUCCUAACUUAAAACCUUUGCUCUCUAUCAGAGCAAUAAUCCUUGUCUUGCACUUACAUGAUCGGAUCGCCAUUUAGGCCAUAUCUGAUAACCCUGGUUGAAUAUGUUUGUGUUUGUGUAAGUGUCAUCUUUUCCAUUUUGUUUAUUAUUAAUUGAUUAUUAUAAAUAUUAAAUUUAUGGUUUA